AUGCCGGAAAGUGAAAAGACAAAACCAUCUGCUCGACAAGCCGAUGAUCACCAAAUGGUAAAGUGCGUACUCGACGAGUUGGGCGUCGAGUGCUCUGCGGUUGUAUAUCGCAUGGGUGUUCAUGACCCAACAAAAAAAGGUUUGCGUCUUUUAAAGGUGAUCUUGCCGGCGCGGCGUUUUCAAAUUCAGGCUUUAAAAAAUUGGACUAAAAAACGUGACACAAUUCGUCAACUGGUUGGAAGUGAUAAAUUUGCAAUUCGUUGGUCAGAAACAGCUGAAGAAAGAGCGGAGAAGAAAGAAAAUUGGCAAACCAGAAAUAUAAGUGAUCGACGUAAAAUCUUGAAUGAAAAAAACUCUUAGUGCCACAAUGCAGUGAUUUAAGGUUUAAUUAUUUUUCUUUUAAACAGAAUUUUACAUAUACUUAUAACAAACCACUUACAUGCACAAAUCCCGGGAAAAAGAAUUUUAAUGAGGAAAUUAAUACAAAAAAGAUUAAAAAUAACCCCCUUUACCGUUUAAACCUAAUAAAUCAAAAAAUCAAUCCCAAAUUAAAAUGUAUAUAUUUUAACUCAAGAUCUAUACUUAACAAAUUACCAACUUUAGAAUACAUAAUCUCCACAGAAAAUCCCGAUUUUUUAUUCAUCAC
Molecule: messenger RNA, 646 nt
Organism: Meloidogyne enterolobii
Lineage: Eukaryota; Metazoa; Nematoda; Chromadorea; Rhabditida; Meloidogynidae
Source: the annotation of a GenBank genome assembly